AUGGAUAUCAUAAUGAUGCUCCGGGUGUGUAAAAUGUUCCGCCAAGGCCUCAGGGGAUUCCGCGAGUAUCAAAUCAUUGAACCUGUUUACAGAAGAAACCCUAUCUUCUCCUUCUGGGAUAAAAGGAAGCAAGGCCGAAUUACGUUUGAUACCAUGGACUUCAUUGCAGAGAAGGGUCACUUCCCUCCAGAAGCCAUUAAGAUCGUGCAGAAGCAACCUUCCUGGAGGGAGGAACACGAGAUCCAAGUCCUGUGCAACAUCCUGCAGUCUCUGGACAGCUUUCGAACCUACUCAGAGUCUCUGCAGGUGCUCCUGGCCAAGGUCAUGCGCUUUGAACGGGGCAUGGAUCUAUUUCAGUCAUGGUCUGAUGAGAGGCUCCAGCAGCUGGUAACCCUGGGCAAGAUAGAGAAAUUCUCAUAUGGGCAGCUGAUCACAAAAGACUUGGGCAGCUGUGAAGUGCUGCGGCUGAUAGACCUUGGGAGCUCCCCUUACUAUUACAAGUGGGUCUGGCAGCAUCUGGAGCUGAUAGAUGACAAACCUCUGAGCGCUCAUGUCAACGAACCAGAUCCUAUGGUGAGAUUUCAGGAAUUCCAGAUCAAAUCAUAUCCUGUACAGGACUUCAGCUCUCUAAAACUUCUGCGUCUCCAGGAAGCCAGGAAGCAACAAGGGAUAAGCUUCAGUGAACCAACAAAACCCUCAGAAAAUAGUCUCCCCAGGAUGCUGGGCCCAAAGAUCAAAUCCAAGUGUACCCAUUCAAUCAAGUGUUCCAUGCUCAAAACCAAGUUUGAUGAGCUCCCCAAGGAGGCAGCAGUGGGGGCCUACAUGAAAAUCCACACUGUGGAGCAAGCAGAAAUUGUGGGCUUUCACCAGGCCUUCCUCCCAGAGAACCAACGUGACACGUGGCCCUUUAUUCUAGUGAGCCUGGGAGCUGAGUUGAUCGAGUUAAGGAGAGAAAAAUUUCUUGAAUUGAUUGAUGAUGAGACAAGAAAAAAAUUGACAACAAUGCAUGUUGAAUACCCCAGCGAUGAAGAAAUGUGCCAGAGGUUCCUUAAGAAGAACAGCUGGAAUAUCUUUCGGAAGGACCUGGUUCGGCUGUUGGUAGAACCUCGCCAAGAGGCCCCGUUCGUCCCAGUCCAGCCACAGAAGAAAAGGAUCUACAACCCUAAAUCUUUGGUCCUGGAUCUGUAUAGCAUCAACAAGAAGGUUAAACCACGUUAUCCCAUUUUUAUGGCACCCCAGAAAUACCUCCCCCCAUUUAGGAUUGUCCAAGCCAUCUCAGCACCCCAGCACAAGAUCCAGUAACUCCUGCCUAAGUAUAAGAAUGUGGGGUUCCUUCUUUAGAACCAAUAAAGGAUAUUGGAUUGUCAAAAAAAAAAA
Messenger RNA from Chinchilla lanigera (long-tailed chinchilla), 1377 nucleotides. RefSeq names its product cyclic nucleotide-binding domain-containing protein 2-like. Gene Ontology annotation, biological process: spermatogenesis. NCBI's taxonomy places the organism in Eukaryota, Metazoa, Chordata, Mammalia, Rodentia, Chinchillidae. The record is from RefSeq and is a predicted model, not a curated record. Gene Ontology annotation, molecular function: cAMP binding. The transcript has 2 exons.